GCAGAUCAUUCACAGCUUCCUCCCCCUCCAAAAAAAAAAAAGAAGAAGAAGAAGAAGAAGAAGCUGACAUGGGUUUGCCGAGAUUUGGGCGUCCGAAGGGCGGCGGCGGCGGCCAACCGAGCCCUAAUCUCUACGUCGCCAACUGUGGACCGGCCGUCGGGAUUUCGUACGACGAAAUCAGGUCGGUUUUCGGCGGGUUCGGACAGGUGAAAGGAGUGUACGCCGCCGACGAGAGCGGAGCCCGCGUCGUCGUUUGUUUCGACGGCGAGGUUUCCGCUCGAGCCGCUUUGGAAGCGCUGAAUGGCCGGCCUUGUUCGGACCUCGGAGGCCGCUCUCUGCACGUUCGUUAUUCCGUCGAGCGACCGGUUUGCCAGGCCAAAAUGAAUGAUUCCCUUCCGGUGCAUACAUAUGCUUCAGAGCUGAAAAUUCCUGGCCUUUACUUGUUGCAUGACUUUAUCAGUCUGGGAGAAGAGAAGGAAUUACUUGGGGCAGUCGAUGACAGGCCUUGGAACAGUCUUGUAAAAAGAAGAGUUCAGCAUUAUGGCUAUGAAUUUCGAUAUGACACGAGAAAUGUCGAUGCAAAUAGGCAUUUGGGUGAACUUCCCUCAUUUGUUUCUUUUAUACUUGAAAGGAUCUCAUCCUUUCCAGGCCUUCCAUGUGCUACAAAUGCAAGUUUGGAUCAACUGACGGUCAAUGAGUACCCAGUUGGAGUGGGAUUGUCCCCACACAUAGACACCCAUUCAGCAUUUGAGGAUCUUAUUUUCAGCCUUUCAUUAGCAGGUCCUUGCAUUAUGGAGUUCAGGAGAUACUUAGAGGGUGGCUGGCUUCACAAAGAUGUCUCUGGCUCAGAUGGGAAUGUGGAUAGUCUGGAGAACACAAAAUUCUUAAGGAAAGCCAUUUGUCUUCCCCCUCGGUCAAUGCUAUUAUUGUCUGCAGAGGCACGUUAUGCUUGGCAUCAUUACAUUCCGCACCAUAAGAUUGACAUAGUAAUGGACAAGGUUAUCAAAAGAAGUUCAAGAAGGGUGUCUUUCACAUUUCGUAAGGUUAGAACAGGUCCUUGUAGAUGUGAAUUUCCCUCAUAUUGUGAUUCUCAAAGUAAACAUGCUUAAUGGAAAUAUUGUGAUCUAAGUCACGGUUGAUGGACAAUGGGUUGCUCUAAUGUGUCAUUGAGCCUAAGGACAAGUCCUGUGGGAGAUGUUUAAUGGGGAAGAAGCAUGUCUCCAGUUUGAAGAAAGUCUUGACUUACCAUUUUCAGAUUGCGAUAAUUCUAGAGCAGUCUAUUCAUUCCGGAGUAGAUGUUGAAAAUUAAGAAAGUAACCGACCGAAUCAGAAGUCGCAUUUUUGGGCUUUUGUAUGCUGGAUUCGGGCUGCUGAGACUGGGUUCAUGUGAUUGAGGAGCAAUGUUCUGGAGAGAGGAACAGAGAAUUAGCUGAGAAAACACACUGGAAUUGAUUCUCAAUGUUCCAAUCCCAUGCCAAAGCUGUAAUUUGGUUAAUGUGGUAAGUUGAAAGGUUAUAUUCAGUUGUCUAUAUUUGACAUGCAA
Rhodamnia argentea is the source of this 1543-nucleotide messenger RNA. RefSeq names its product alkylated DNA repair protein ALKBH8 homolog. Bases 69 to 1109 code for a protein of 346 amino acids. The transcript is spliced from 7 exons. NCBI's taxonomy places the organism in Eukaryota, Viridiplantae, Streptophyta, Magnoliopsida, Myrtales, Myrtaceae. Gene Ontology annotation, molecular function: demethylase activity; RNA binding; oxidoreductase activity. The record is from RefSeq and is a predicted model, not a curated record. Gene Ontology annotation, biological process: oxidative demethylation.